GCUAAUAUCCCACCCUCAUCUAGCUUUUUUCUGUCAUCCCCAGGUUUAUAUAAUGCAGAAGGAUCUGUAGACAUACGAUCUCCUGAAUGUAAACUGAGAUUGAUUUUAUUCUGAGUGGUGUUUAUUUGAGAACGUGCAACGUGAAUGCUCAACGCAAUACUGUGUUACAGGGGAUAAGUCUUUGGGAGCCAAAGUAUUGACACUUAAUUUUUCAAGUAGGCUACCAGAGACGUGGGUGGGACUUUGGAGCUCCUUUUUUUUCUUACUAACAAAGUUGCCGUGACAAAGAAUGGCCAGCAGACGAACUCAUUCUGAAGAUGACCUUUCCUGCCCGGUUUGUGGACAUAUUCUUAGUCAACCAGUGAUCCUCACCUGUAAACACGUAUUUUGUAAAGCCUGUCUAAAAGACAGCUGGGAUACACAGGGGGAUUCGCACCACUGUCCUCUGUGCUGCCGCCGUUCCUCCAUGGAUCAGAUAGUGGUGAGCAAAGCGCUGGAGAAGGCCUGUAAAUCCUUCAGAGAAGACAGAGGCGAGAAUGACCCGGAGGCUUGCAGAGAGCAUGGAGAGAAGCUCACCAUCUUCUGUUUGGAGGACUUGGAGCCAAUCUGUGGUGUGUGCGGCAAGGCAGCUGUGCACAAAGGACACAAGCUCUAUCCUAUAGGGGAAGGGGCUCAGGACUGUAAGGAGGAGCUGAAGAACGCACUCGUGCCCUUGAAAGAGAAGCUACACCUGUACAAAACAGCAAAAGUGGUUUGUGAGGAAAUGGCAGAACACAUCAAGAAGCAAACCGAACACACGGAAACACAGAUUAAAGAAGAAUUUGAAGCCCUUCACCGGUUCCUGAAUGAGGAAGAAGCUGCUAGACUGUCUGCUCUAAAGGCUGAGGAAGAUCAGAAGAACCGGAUGAUUAACCAAAGAGUUGAAGAUAUGGACAAUGAAAUAUCAUCUAUUUCCAACACUAUCAGAUUAGUGGAGCAGGAUAUGAGAAAUCAAGAUGUCCAAUUUCUUAAGAAUUACAAGGAAACAAUUUCAAGAACCUGGCAAAGUUAUCCUGCGCCAAAAGUAAUAUCUGGUGCUCUGAUUGAUGUGGCUAUGCACUUGGGGUCCCUGAAAUAUAACGUGUGGGAGAAGAUGAAGAAAACAAUAAAUUACACUCCAGUGAUUCUGGAUCCCAAUACGGCAGCAGGCUGCUUCAUUCUCUCUAAGGAUCUCACAGUCGUACAGAACUCUACUCAGAUCUUCAAGCUGCCAGACAACCCAGAACGCUUUGACAUCAGUGCAGAGCUGCUCGCAGCGGAAGGCUACUCCUGUGGGCGCCACACCUGGGCGGUGGAGGUGAACGCCAACACCUACUGGGUGGUCGGCGUGGCCAGCAAGUCCAUCAGCAGGAAAGGUAAGCACGUCCUGACCCCGGCAGAGGGAUUCUGGACCGUCAGGUUUCGUAAUGGAGAGCACAAAGCCUGCACGGCGCCGUGGGAGCCGCUCAACAUGACUAAGAAGCCGGAAGUGAUCAGAGUAGUUUUAGACAUGGACAGAGGCAAGGUGACCUUUUAUGACCCAGAUGAGAGAUCGCCCCUCUACACUUUCAUAAACAUUGUUGCACCUGAAGUCUUUCCCUACUUUUGCACUGCUUGUAAAGAACAUCCACUGAAGCUCCUACCAACGAGGAUUUCUUUGUCAACUGACCGUUAAUUCAUCUUGUGGACAGAUUUUCUGCUUUCUUUCCUUUUUUUUUUUGCUUUUUGAUGAAUGAUGACUAUAUCCAAAGUUAUCAUAUACUGUGAACAAAAUUGUGCCUGUGAAUUGUUUUAAUAAAUGACAAAACAAAAGCAUUUUGAAAUAUUUAAUUCAAUUUACAACAAAAGAAGUGUACUGUAAGAUUGCAAUUCACAAUCCCUGACACCUAUAUGCAUAUAUUACUACAUUAAUAAGAUUUGUUACAUAAAAUGUCACAGCUUUGCCUGACACAGAAUCACUACUGUAAUAUCCACAUUCAUUUGAGCUUCUCUUCAUAAAAAUCACGUGACAGAAAUGGAGUUUCAUAAAAGGCACAAACAGUAACAAAGUGUUUAUUUGCAAACCAGUGUCAGCAUUGUUUAUAGCUUCAAACCUGACAAGUGGGAUUAGUUUUCCAUUGCAUUAAAAUUCUUAAUAGAGUGUAUGGUUAGAGUUUAAACUACUCAAGACUGCAUUGUGAAGUCUGGUCUUGCAGCCUCAUUCUAAACUGCAGUAAAGCCUACACAGAAUUAACCUCGCAGCAUACAGUAUUUCCUAAACGGGUACAUUUCAGG
This is a messenger RNA of Cololabis saira (Pacific saury), 2292 nucleotides long. It is a transcript of the gene trim35-13, whose product is annotated as tripartite motif containing 35-13. Gene Ontology annotation, molecular function: zinc ion binding; protein binding. NCBI's taxonomy places the organism in Eukaryota, Metazoa, Chordata, Actinopteri, Beloniformes, Belonidae. The coding region runs from base 290 to 1693 and encodes 467 amino acids. The transcript is spliced from 6 exons. The record is from RefSeq and is a predicted model, not a curated record.